CUUCCCAAUUCUCCACUCAUCUACCAACCGAAACAUCUCCAGCAUGGGCCUCUGCUUUAGCAAGAAGAAGAAGGAGAAGCCACUGUCCAGUGCGGAGGCCACCUCUCCCAAGUCGAAGAAAAAGCCGGGCAAGAUCGCCGUGGUGGUCGCCGACGGCAAGGGCAAGAAGACGCCGCAAUCGAAGAGGGUGGGCAAGGCGGUGGAGCCCGCGCCCGACAAGAAGGCGGUGUUCGUCGUGAAGACUAAGUCGGGGCUUGUAAAUGUAGAGGAGAAGAAGCGGCCGGGCGGAGAGGCGAGACCGGUGGUGUUGCCAAUCAUGCCGGUGCGGACGUCGAGCUGCACCAAGGAGGAGGUGGACGCGAUCCUCAUCCAGUGCGGGCGGCUGAGCCGGAGCUCGUCCGGGAGGGCGGCGUCGAGCGAGACGGGGGGCGGCCACCGGAGGUCGAAAAGGAGCUACGACUUUGAUCAGGAGAGGAGGGCCGGGGGCGGUGGCUGUGGGGACGAGGAGCGCGAUUGGGAGAGGCAGGGUGGCGCGGUGUCCAGGGCGUCGCCCCACCGUGGAUCGCCGCAGCGGAAGCGAUCUGGUAGUCGGGAAAGGAGCGGCAGCGGCAGCCGUAGGGCGAGCCGAUCGCCUGGGCGGCGUGCGGAGGGCUCAUCCUCUGCAGCAGCUCCUGUUGGUUCCGGCGGAGGAGGCGGAGAGCGGGCGAGACAGCAGCCGGGGAAGAUGGUGUCCGUCCCGCCGAGGGAGAAGGCGCGCGCGGCGUCGCCUGCAGCCGCGUCCGGCAAGAGGUGCGCGUCUCCGAGAGCAGGCUCGCCUGCGAGGGCCGCUGCAGUAGGGAACGAGAAUGCUGGAGGUGGGCAGGUGACGGCGGGGCAGACGCCUUCGCUGAGCCGGAGCUCGUCAAGGAAAGCCGAGCAAUCACCGUACAGGCGUAGCCCGAUGGCGGAGAUCGACGAGAACUCGCUCCACAACAACAAUGGCAAUCCCCACAAGAAAUCUUCGGAAAACGCCCUCGCCGCCGCUCCCCAGAAGUUAACGGAGCGUGCAAAGGAGAAGCCGAAGCUCGCGGAGGAGACAGCCACCGUUGCGGCGUCAGAGACGAAAGUGCCCUCGUCUAAGAUGACGGCGACGCGCACGGCCAGCGUCGUAGCCGAGAGCCUCAGCACGAAGGCCACCGGGCCAGGCUGCCGGUCGCGGCGGGCGUCGCGCGACUUCGACCAGAACCCCAACUCGUACGCCACCCAGCUCCUCGAGGACAUCCAGAGCUACCACCAGCAACAGAACACCUCCGUGGCCGCCACCGCCGCGACGCUGCCGAACUUCUCGCUCCCAGCCUGCGUCUCCAAGGCAUGCUCCAUCGUCGAGGCCGUGGCCGACCUCAACUCCUCCUCGUCGUCGGAGAGCCGCGCCUGCGAGCCCAGCCGCUCCGCCAACGACAAGGGCUCGGUCAACGCGCCACUCGGCGGCAUGGACGACCUCGCGGAGCCGAGCGUGCACAAGAGGUACGUCUCCGCGGUGCGGGACAUCCACGGCGAGACCGAACCGCAGGAGUCCGCCGGGAGCAACAGCGUCUCCGGCAACCCGUGGACGCCGUCGUGGGAGCCUAACUCAGUGGAGUCCACGGACCGGACGUGGAGCGCCUCGCGGUCGACGAACAACGGCGACGAGGUCGUCGAGCAGGGCAGCAGCCGCAGCGGCGCGCGCAGCCCGCUCAACCGCUCCCGGCAGAGCAGCAAGCAGAGGUCCGCGCAGCCGGAUCCCAGCGUCCGGUCACGUGCCGGCAGCUCUGGUGGCAACAGCAACAACGCUCGUCGUGGACGCAGUGCUCAUCGUAGCAGCGGCGGCGGCGGCGGCAGCCUGGUCAGUGGCCGGUCGGGCGUUCGUGCCGUCUCGGCGAUCUCGUAACGAAGUAAAUUUUUUCUUGUUAUGCUGCUGUUAGGUUGCAGCAUUUGUGAUCACUGAUCACUGCUCAGGAUGAUUUCAUUUGCUGUUGAUUUGGUAGAUUGUGUUGCUAGUCAGUGGCAAGAUGGAUUGCCGCUUCAGUGUAUUGUGGCCGAUUAUUUUGGUUUGGUGAUACGUUGUUCAGAUGUAAUCAUCGUGUGACAUUGGCAAUGUACACUGUGUUAGGCUGCACUUUUGAAAUUUUGUCACAUUGAUUUCACAUGUAAUUCUAGACUUCUACUAGUUAAUUACCAGGU
Molecule: messenger RNA, 2199 nt
Organism: Oryza brachyantha (malo sina)
Lineage: Eukaryota; Viridiplantae; Streptophyta; Magnoliopsida; Poales; Poaceae
Exons: 2
Coding region: 44-1906 (620 amino acids)
Source: RefSeq, a predicted model, not a curated record